AAUUUACAUACCUUAUUAUGCCCUGCAGAAAUCUUAAUUGGUAAAUCUGCAUUAACAAAAUAUCAUUAGACCAUCAGCAAAAUUAUCAUAACAGUAGAAACCUUAACAACUCCUUCACACCUAUCAAGAAGAAAAUCAACCCCCAGAACCCCCAUCAGAACAAACAUGGCCAACCACCCUGGAGGAAGAAGGAAGAUAGUCAAAAUCAAACCCUUGGACAAGAACCUUUGUUUUGAUGGCUCCAACAUGCCCAUAGAAGAAUUCAUCAGCAAAUAUGAAGCAGCUGCAGAAACUGUUGGAGCAAGCUCUCAAGAUUUGGCCAACCAGAUAUUGCCCUUUAUCAGAGGACCAGACCUGCAAGAUGAAGUGGAGGAGAUGUAUGGAUAUGAAAACAGCAAUUGGAAAAACUUGAAGGAAGAAUUAAUGGGAAGAUUUUCAAUAAAACUUACCCUGGAAGAAUGUGCUAGAGAGGAAUUGGUAGAUUUGCCCAAAUUUGGAAAAAGCCAUAUCUGA
This is a messenger RNA of Puccinia graminis f. sp. tritici CRL 75-36-700-3, 513 nucleotides long. RefSeq lists its product as uncharacterized. Bases 166 to 513 code for a protein of 115 amino acids. The transcript has 2 exons. The record is from RefSeq and is a predicted model, not a curated record. Lineage: Eukaryota; Fungi; Basidiomycota; Pucciniomycetes; Pucciniales; Pucciniaceae.